CUGUGACCGGGGCAGCAGGUACUGAGUGGGGGGCUAUUGCUCUUUCAGGGGCCGGUGACCUUCGAGGAGGUGGCUGUGUAUUUCACCAGGGAAGAGUGGGCUCUGCUGGACCCCGCUCAGAAAGCCCUCUACCGAGACGUCAUGCAGGAGACCUAUGAGACUGUGACCUCGCUGGCAGGCGGUGGGAUGGCGUGUGGGAACAAAGAGCAGAAUCCUGAGCCGGAAGACAUCGAGGAAAUGGAACCGCCUGGGGCAUUGUUACAAAGAUCUCAAGGGAAUUUGUCCAUGAGUCGGGAGCAGGGAAAAGCCUGGCAGAGUCAGCACAGGCCAGAGAAGCAGCAGGAAAACCAGCAAGGGGAGGAAGUGGGUAAAACUAUUGAUUGUCAGGGAACUCACAAGCACCUCAAGGAAACCAGAGCCCAGGAGAGAAUCCCCAUGAGAGAAAGAAACAACAUUUGCCCUGAGUGUGGGAAAAACUUCAGUAGACAGUCACACCUUAUUCGUCAUCAGAGGAUCCACACAGGAGAGAAGCCCUACGAAUGUGGUGAGUGCGGGAAAACCUUCGCUUUGAGCUCAAACCUUAUUAAACACCAGAGAACCCACACGGGUGAGAGACCCUAUAAAUGCUGUGAGUGCGGGAAAGGCUUUAGCCACAGCUCACACCUCAUUAGACAUCAGAGGAUUCACACAGGGGAGAGACCGUACCAAUGCUGUGAGUGCGGGAAAACCUUCAGUUACCGCUCAGACCUUAUUACGCAUCAGAGAAUCCACACCGGGGAGAGGCCCUAUGAGUGCUGUGAGUGCGGGAAAACCUUCAGUUACCGUUCAGCCUUUAUUAGACAUCAGAGGAUCCACACAGGAGAGAGGCCCUAUGAAUGCUGUGAGUGCGGGAAAAACUUCAUUGACAGCUCAUCCCUUAUGAAGCAUCAGAGAAUUCACACGGGAGAGAGACCCUAUGAAUGCUGUGAGUGCGGGAAAAACUUCAUUGACAGCUCAUCCCUUAUGAAACAUCAGAGAAUUCACACGGGAGAGAGACCUUAUGAAUGCUGUGAGUGCGGGAAAAGCUUCACUCAGAGCUCAACCCUUACGAGUCAUCAGAGGACCCACAAGGGAUAGAGACCCUACAGAUGCUCUGAGUCUGGGAAAACGUUCCAUCAGAGCUUAGCCCUUAUUUAUCUCUGAGAAUCCACAAGGGAGAUAAACACCAUAAAACCUUGUCUAGGGUUGACAAAAGAUUUUAUUUUCUUUAAUACUUUUGCUAAUGCCCUCACAGUAAAUUUUGAGGCUAUUUCUACCAUUUGCAUCAGUGUUGUUUCUCCAGUCCUCCAGGUGAGUUGCGCACUCAUGCCUUUUGCAGCCUGCUCUUCUCCGGGGUGAAUCCGAUGGUCCUGUCUAUCAACUCCUUAUCAGGUGCCCCAGAGGGAAUGAACCGAACAGGGAAUCACCAAGUGAUCCACCCCUGUCGCCCAUUCCCAGCU
Messenger RNA from Chelonia mydas (Green sea turtle), 1478 nucleotides. Its product is annotated as zinc finger protein 239-like. The record is from RefSeq and is a predicted model, not a curated record. Lineage: Eukaryota; Metazoa; Chordata; Testudines; Cheloniidae. The transcript has 2 exons. Bases 142 to 1116 code for a protein of 324 amino acids.